This is a messenger RNA of Choloepus didactylus (southern two-toed sloth), 4730 nucleotides long. It is a transcript of the gene NCKAP1L, whose product is annotated as NCK associated protein 1 like. The record is from RefSeq and is a predicted model, not a curated record. NCBI's taxonomy places the organism in Eukaryota, Metazoa, Chordata, Mammalia, Pilosa, Megalonychidae. Gene Ontology annotation, biological process: cortical actin cytoskeleton organization; cell projection assembly; cell morphogenesis. Gene Ontology annotation, cellular component: SCAR complex.
AAAGAGUGUCUGGGGAGAUCAGGCAUUGCUGACUGGAUGCUUGUCUCUCUUGGUGGCCAUCAUGUCUUUGACCUCUGCCUACCAGCAUAAGUUAGCAGAGAAGCUCACUAUCCUGAAUGAUCGAGGUCAGGGGGUUCUCAUCCGCAUGUAUAACAUCAAGAAGACUUGUUCAGACCCCAAAUCCAAGCCACCUUUCUUACUGGAAAAGUCCAUGGAAUCAUCUCUUAAGUACAUCAACAAGAAAUUUCCGAACAUAGAUGUUCGAAACAGCACGCAACAUUUAGGACCAGUACAUCGGGAAAAAGCAGAGAUAAUUAGAUUCCUCACCAACUACUACCAGUCAUUUGUGGAUGUCAUGGAAUUUCGGGAUCAUGUAUAUGAACUUCUCAACACCAUUGAUGCCUGCCAGUGCCAUUUCGAUAUCAAUCUCAACUUUGACUUCACUCGGAGUUACCUGGACUUGAUUGUGACUUACACUUCAGUUAUUUUACUUCUGUCUCGGGUUGAGGAUCGUCGGAUACUCAUUGGCAUGUACAACUGUGCUCAUGAGAUGAUGCAUGGACAUGGUGACCCCAGUUUUGCUCGUCUGGGUCAGAUGGUCUUGGAGUAUGACCACCCUCUCAAGAAGCUGACAGAGGAGUUUGGGCCCCACACAAAGGCUGUGAGUGGGGCUCUCCUUUCUUUGCACUUCCUCUUUGUCAGACGGAAUCAGGGGGCUGAGCAGUGGCGUAACGCCCAGCUUCUGAGUCUCAUCAGCACCCCUCCAGCCAUGAUUAACCCUGCCAGUUCAGAUACGAUGGCUUGUGAGUAUCUGUCCAUGGAAGUGAUGGAGCGCUGGAUUAUCAUUGGGUUUCUUCUUUGUCAUGGUUGCCUCAACUCCAAUAGCCAGUGCCAGAAGCUGUGGAAGCUGUGUCUGCAGGGCUCCCUGUACAUCACUCUCAUCCGGGAGGAUGUUCUGCAAGUGCACAAGGUCACUGAGGACCUGUUUAGCAGUUUGAAAGGGUAUGGCAAGCGAGUGGCAGACAUAAAGGAAAGCAAGGAGCAUGUAAUUGCAAACAGUGGCCAGUUUCACUGUCAAAGACGACAAUUUCUGCGACUAGCAGUGAAGGAGCUGGAGAUUGUGUUAACUGAUGAACCAGGACUGCUGGGUCCCAAGGCCCUUUUGGCUUUCAUGGCCUUGUCCUUCAUUCGUGAUGAGGUCACCUGGCUGGUUCGCCACACAGAAAACGUCACCAAGACUAAGACGCCUGAGGACUACACCGACUCGAGCAUUGCAGAACUGCUUUUCUUGUUGGAGGAGAUUAGAGCUCUGGUCCGAAGGCACGUCAAAGUGAUACAGCAAUACCACCUUCAGUACUUGGCCAGAUUUGAUGCUCUUGUGCUCAGUGACAUCAUUCAGAACCUGUCAGUGUGUCCUGAGGAGGAGUCCAUCAUCAUGUCCUCAUUCGUCAGUACUCUCUCCUCUCUGAAUCUCAAACAAGUUGAUAAUGGAGAGAAAUUUGAAUUCUCUGGAUUGAGGCUGGACUGGUUCCGCCUUCAGGCAUAUACUAGUGUGGCUAAGGCCCCCCUGCAUCUGCAUGAGAACCCUGACUUAGCCAAAGUGAUGAAUCUCAUUGUCUUUCACUCCCGAAUGCUGGACUCUGUAGAGAAAAUGCUGGUGGAAACUUCUGACCUCUCUACUUUCUGCUUUCAUCUCCGUACUUUUGAGAAGAUGUUUGCUACGACCCUGGAGGAACCUACUAUGUUGCGUUAUGCCAUUGCCUUCCCCCUGAUUUGUGCUCAUUUUGAACAUUGCACUCAUGAGAUGUGCCCAGAGGAGUAUCCCCACCUGAAGAACCAUGGCCUUCACCAUUGCAAUUCCUUCCUGGAAGAGUUGGCCAAGCAGACCAGCAAUUGUGUCCUGGAGAUCUGUGCUGAACAGCGAAAUCUGAGUGAGCAGCUGCUACCUAAGCAUUGUGCCACUACCAUUAGCAAGGCCAAGAACAAGAAAACCAUGAAGCACAGGCAGACGCCCAGAAAGGAGAGCCUGAGGGACAAACCAGGAGCUGAGACCCGGAAGAACCGCAGCAUUGUCACCACCAUGGACAAGCUACACCUAAACUUGACAGAAUUGGCACUGACAAUGAAUCACGUACACAGCUUUUCUGUGUUUGAACACACUAUCUUCCCUUCUGAGUAUCUCAGCAGCCACCUGGAAGCCAGACUCAACAGAGCCCUUGUAUGGCUGGCUGGCUACAACCCCACAACCCAGGAGAUCGUCAGGCCUUCUGAGCUGCUGGCAGGAGUCAAAGCAUACAUUGGUUUCAUACAGUCACUGGCCCAGUUUCUGAGUGCAGAUGCUACCCGAGUCAUCCGCAAUGCCCUCCUGCAGCAGACCCAGCCGCUGGACUCAUCGGGCGAACAGACCAUCACUACCCUCUACACAAAUUGGUACCUAGAAAGUCUGCUUAGACAGGCGAGCAGUGGCACCAUCAUCCUCUCCCCAGCCAUGCGGGCCUUCAUCAGCCUCCCCAGGGACGGGGAGCAGAAUUUCAGUGCAGAGGAGUUCUCUGACAUUUCUGAGAUGCGGGCCUUGGCUGAACUCUUGGGACCCUAUGGCAUGAAGUUCCUGAGUGAAAACCUGAUGUGGCAUGUGACCUCUCAGAUCGUGGAGCUAAAGAAGCUGGUAGUGGAAAACAUGGAUGUACUUGUUCAAAUAAGAUCCAACUUUAGCAAGCCCGACUUGAUGGCUUCCCUACUGCCCCAACUGACGGGGGCUGAGAAUGUGCUGAAGCGUAUGACCAUCAUUGGAGUGAUUCUCAGUUUUAGAGCCAUGGCCCAAGAGGGACUUCGGGAGGUUUUCUCCUUCCACUGCCCAUUCCUUAUGGGUCCCAUUGAGUGCCUGAAGGAGUUUGUCACUCCAGACACAGACAUCAAGGUGACCCUGAGUGUCUUUGAGCUGGCGUCUGCAGCAGGAGUGGGCUGUGACAUUGACCCAGCCCUGGUGGCUGCCAUUGCCAAUCUGAAAGCUGAUACUUCAUCCCCUGAGGAAGAAUAUAAGGUGUCCUGCCUGCUCUUGAUCUUUAUAGCUGUUUCCCUUCCACUCCUUGCCACUGAUCCGUCUUCCUUCUACAGCAUUGAGAAGGAUGGUUACAACAAUAAUGUUCACUGCUUGACCAAAGCCAUCAUCCAGGUGUCUGCUGCCCUCUUUACACUCUACAACAAGAACAUUGAAACCCACCUCAAGGAAUUUCUGGUGGUGGCCUCUGUCAGCCUCUUGCAGCUGGGCCAGGAGACUGACAAGCUUAAAACCAGAAAUCGGGAAUCCAUUUCUCUGCUCAUGCGCUUGAUCGUCGAGGAGUCAUCCUUCCUGACCCUGGACAUGCUGGAGUCCUGCUUUCCUUACGUCCUGCUUCGCAAUGCCUAUCGGGAGGUUUCUCGGACCUUCCACCUGAACCGAGUGCCUGCCGGUACCCACUGAAGGGCUCUGUGGACCUACCUUAAUCCAUGACAUAGUGGAAGCUGUGGUUACUUUCCCAAGGGGUGGGAAUGGGAGUGAGGCCACUGGGGAGAGGGUCGGGAGCCACAGCUGAUGAAUAGAUGUGUGGAGGAAUCAGAGAGAAAGUGGAGCAGGCUGAGGGAUGGAGGACAAUUGAUGGAAAAAUUAGGGGUUGGGGCCACGUGUAUAAAUUUUUACAAUGGAAAAACAAGUGAUACAAAAGCACGUUUGCUAUCCUCUGGUGACUAGAGCUUGAGCGCUGACUGGCGUGGGUCUCUCCGACCUUCAUCACUAUUCUGGGAUGAUGCUGGCGGGCAGAGAUGAUCAAUCAUCAUAUUAAACCAUAAUGAGCUUAUAAUCCUCCCACUGGAGCUGCUAUUGUCUCCUGCACAUUCAUUAGGGCGAUUAUCUCCUCUCUCCCUUUUCCAAGUGUUCAGCAAACAUUCAGCCUGCUCCUACUGCAGAGCAGUAGCAAAGGAACCCCCUUUUCCCUUGUGGGGGCCCUUUUAGGAGUCAUUUGAUUUCUUCCUCUGCCUCCAGCUCCACUGCCUUUCCUACUGGGGGCAGUGGGUUCUUCAGAGAUUUUUACUGACCAGUCACUCCCCUUGGCCACACAUUGUGGGUAGAGUUAGUUCUCUCAAUUCUUGACCCUUCCUUCGUUUUCUUUGAUACCUCCACAACCCAGAGCAGAGGGUCAAUUCUAGGUUACAGGACAACUCAGUGGACCAGAGUCACCUGAGUUUCCCUUCCCAUACCAUUUAGGGGUACACACCCUCCUUUCAGGAGGGACAAAUUUAAGCCCAAAUCUCAGUGUCAGCCUGGGUACAGCUGUUGCCUCAGGCAGGGAUUUCUCUUUCAGAUUUAAAUUUCACCGACCUCAUUAUGUUGUAGGGCCCUGAGUGUGUGUAUCCUUGAGGGAGUACAAGCUUUUCAACUUAGCCCUUUUCUGCACUAAUUAGAAUUUCAAGUGUCACAAAGCCUGGGGCGCUCAAGAUAGCAUUAACUAGUUUUAGUUAACUCCAUGGCAGGAAACAGUGGCUCCAUACAUCACUUCUGUGUGCCCACUGCUAGGGAGGACUGGAGCAACAGAUGAUAUAUGUCACGGGUCUAGAGUAGCUGGAAUGGGCAAAUAUUCUUAGCUAGUUGAUUAAUUAAAGUCAUGUCCAUACUUCCACGAUGAAAAGGAAGCAAUUGUUAGUUUUCAGCAAAACCACCUGGCCUUUAUUAAAAGCAUUUGAUAGCUGUUUUUGGA